AUUUGCUUCUGACUGACGGAGCUGCUUUUUGUUGCCGUUUUCCAACACAAACACGGAUCGCACCGAGUAUCCAAAGACUCACUCUAAACCUUCGUUUCGAAUCGGUUUGAUCAGGGAUAUUAAAGGAAGCAGCUGGAUGAAUUCGACUCAAAUCAAAUGAGGCUUUGCUGGCAUCUGACCUAAAAAAAUGAAGACGAAGGAGGAUGUGGAUGUUAACACAAGACCUUGCAGGGAAGCAUUACCUUUCUGAUAAAACGAUUGCCUGCCCUCUAUUUCCACAUGCCUGCUCUGCUUUAUUGUCAGUAUGUCUCUAAAAGACAACAAACAUGGGAACAACACACAGAAGGACCACAGUCACAGGCUCCACAACUUGCCACUAACUGACAACUUUGGGAAAAGAUCUAUUAGGACAUUUCUGGACUUCAGGCACGCAAACACACCAGAAAAUCUUGACAUCAAGGGCUUCCCACUGUUGUGGUUAAUUAACCUGACGUGCAUCUCGAAAGUCAAGGUCGUUAGUUUCCUUGUGUGUCUGUCACUGUUUUUCCUCAUCACGGCUUCAUACACACUGAUGUUGGACAGAAAAGGAGAUUUGCUAUUUACCUUCCCCCAUCCUGUCAGACCCCAGUUUAUCACGACCAGCACAACAAAAGCUCAGGUUUCUCAUGACAAGAGUUUAAUAAACGUAAAAAUGCUGGUAGAGAUGAUUAACUCCAUUGAGCAGAGCACAUCCAGGAAGGUACCCAAUGAAAAAGAUAUCAUCAACACAGAUCCACAUUUCUUUUCAGUGAUUCCUCGAAGUUUCCUGCCCAACAUCAAGAGCCCAUGCUGGUAUGAGGAAUACUCUGGCGAAACUGGCAUGGACCCAUACAAGAACAACCACUUCAGUCUACGCUCAAAAAGUUUCAAGAAUGUGUGUAACCACAUGAGAGACCGAUUCCAUCAGAACUUAUGCAACAUAGACGGGAAACUUUUUCGACUGCGCUGUUUGCCCUACUUUUACAUUAUAGGUCAGCCAAAGUGUGGCACAACAGACCUGUUUCACAGACUCUUGAUGCUACCAGAGGUGAAAUAUAACACCAUUAAGGAGCCACAUUGGUGGACCAGGAGACGCUUUGGUUAUAUCCGUUUCAAAAAAGGCUUCCAGGAGCGUUUUCCGAUAGCAGAUUACCUGGAUUUGUUUGAUUUGGCAGCCAUGAACAUCCAAGAAGCCAUCUGUGGAAAUUCAUCUGGAGAGCACCCUGCACUUCAGAUUAUAACAGGAGAUGCCAGUGCAUCCACUAUGUGGGAUAAUCAAGCCUGGAGCUAUCUCCAUGGAAACGUGAAGCAGAUAGAACCUCACUUUCUGGCUCAGGACUUCAUUCAUUCUGUUCAACCUGGUGCCAAGAUCAUCAUUAUGCUCAGGGAUCCAGUCGAGAGGCUGUACUCUGAUUAUUUGUACUUUACCUUGGCCAACAAGUCUGCAGAGGAUUUUCAUCAGAAGGUUGUUGAUUCUGUCCAGUUGUUUCAGUCCUGUCUCUCUGAGAGGUCCCUACGAUCAUGUGUCUACAACACCAGCCUUUUUAACACCAUGCCGGUGAGAGUGACUCUGGGAAUGUACUUUGUCUUUAUUUUGGACUGGCUGACAGUUUUCCAAAAAGAGCAGAUUCUAGUUCUUCGACUUGAGGACUAUGCAGCUAACCUUAGAAGGACAAUCAGAAAAGUUUUUGAUUUUCUCAGUGUGGGUCCUCUGUCAGAGCAAGUGGAAGCAGCACUGACCAAACGUCCCAUGUCCAACACGCGUCGGGCAAAAGACAGGAGCCUUGGUCCUAUGCUUCCAGCCACCAGAAACCUCCUCAGUCAGUUUUACCAACCCUUUAACAUUAAACUGGCCAGCAUAUUAAAUGAAAAGGCUUUCAUCUGGACUUAAAAAUAAUACCUUUGCAGCAGAAAUGUGAUAAAAAUACCGUUAAAAAUGUAGUUAAUGUACAUUUUCAGAACUAAUGCAUAUGGUUCUGGAGGGCGGGCCACUUUAUGUAAGUUCAAUAAAGAACCAAGCACCCUGUUAUUUUACAAAGUGCAUCCUCAGAGUCCAUGGAACUCUCUAGCCCAAGCUCAGUCCUCGAGAGUUACCAUCAGGCAACUUUUAAAUGCAACUCUUCUACACAGCUGAAUCAAAUGGCUCGUUAACAGGCCUCUGCAGAGCUGACUGGGCCCCAUCUGAAUACCUCAGGUUUAGCUAGUAGCUCCUGCUCCUAACUCCUAACCCUUCACCUUCUGCAAGGUCACAGUAAGAACUCUGUCCAGAGUAGGAAAGGAGCUGUGCUGAAUCCAGACAGCCUUACAGACGUCAUUAUGCAGUGGACACAAUGUCACUUGAGAAACUGGGAAAACGAUUGUUACAAAAAACAAAAUAUACACAAAUAUAGUGAACCGGUGAGCCUCUUCUUUACAAAACCCAAGACAGAUGUGUAACACACAGUAUAUGUCACAAAAUAUAUUUUUAUUAAACUCUGUGAGGGAGGGGCUGUGCCUAUACAUCCUGUCAUGCAAAGGAUUGUGACAAACUGUAUAGUUCCUAGCGGCGCCAUGGAACAUCAGACGUCCCUUUGCCAAUUGGUUUUGUGCUAGGAAUCAUACUUCUUCCUCAUUCUUAACUGCCAGUACUAUUUGGAUAGCACUUAUGGCAUUCCCAGACAACCUUCUGCAGUGACUAAAGUGUCCUUACUGAUUUAAGGUAUUCAGAUUGAACCAUGUUGUAGGAGUUAUGCUGUUAGAUUCGGGUGCGUUAAAAAAGAGAUACAUCUAAAUGAUAAAGUAGUUCUUGAAGAACUGGGAGUCCUGAAAGCAAAGCCAAAAUGUU
This is a messenger RNA of Cyprinodon variegatus (sheepshead minnow), 2842 nucleotides long. RefSeq names its product carbohydrate sulfotransferase 15-like. The transcript has 8 exons. Gene Ontology annotation, molecular function: N-acetylgalactosamine 4-sulfate 6-O-sulfotransferase activity. The coding region runs from base 305 to 1909 and encodes 534 amino acids. Lineage: Eukaryota; Metazoa; Chordata; Actinopteri; Cyprinodontiformes; Cyprinodontidae. The record is from RefSeq and is a predicted model, not a curated record. Gene Ontology annotation, biological process: hexose biosynthetic process.